Aspergillus bombycis is the source of this 1071-nucleotide messenger RNA. RefSeq names its product alpha/beta hydrolase. The transcript has a single exon. NCBI's taxonomy places the organism in Eukaryota, Fungi, Ascomycota, Eurotiomycetes, Eurotiales, Aspergillaceae. The coding region runs from base 1 to 1071 and encodes 356 amino acids. The record is from RefSeq and is a predicted model, not a curated record.
AUGAACAUCAUCCCAUCCGUCCGUUGCGUUUCAGUUAGCAAUUGCAGCUUCGUCUCGGCGGGACCAAGGCAUACGACGCAGUUCGUGAAUCAUGGCGUACGUCUCUGGCGACUGCCAACUGCUCGCUGUCACAGCUCUGCGGCGUCAAUUCCGUCCGAGAAGCACAUCAAUCGAUGCGAGGGUGAAUCACUCACGCUUGCAGAUGGCCGCACGCUCGGCUUCCAUCUUUACGGCGCCCCUGAUGGCAUCCCCGUAUUCUACCUCCACGGUGUUGUCGACACGGGUGUUACCCUCCAAGGCAAAGAGGAUUCCCUAGCCAAAGAGUUGGGCAUUCGAUGGAUCGCUGCCGAUCGCCCUGGGGUGGGCAAAAGCACUUUCCAGGCCGGACGAUCCAUCAUGGGCUACCCCGACGAUAUCCGGCAACUAGUCAACCACCUGGGCUUGGAAAGAUAUUACCUUUUCGGCGUCAGCGGCGGCUCAGCGUACACACUCGCGUGCGCUAAGAUGCUGCCGCGAGAACAAGUGCGCGGUGUGGGCAUCUGCGCAGGCGUCGCUCCCUGGCACGCCGGUCGCCGAGGUCAGACCCUCAAGAUCAUUUCCCAGAUGUACUUGAUGAAGUACUGGCCGCAGCGCUUACUGCGGAAUACGCGCGACAUCUAUGUGCCGCUGGCCCGCGACCCAGACCAGACGGCCAUGGCGAACCGCUUUCGCCGGGACUUGCUCCCAUACAUGGAUGCCACGCAGGCCGACGCCUACAUGGACACAGAUGCUAUGCAGAGCGCCGUACGCGUCUACAGGCAGUACUAUGCCCAGGGUAUCGAUGCUCACGUCGCAGACAUGCGCAUCCUGACGCGACCCUGGGGCUUCCGCAUUGAGGACGUUGCUUAUGAGGGCGUGAAGCUUUGGUAUGGCGGCGCUGACGUCAACACACCACCGCAUAUGGGCUUGCACCUUGCCCGCCGUUUACCCAAGAGCGUCUAUAAGGAAUAUGCGGGUGAAGACCAUGGAUCGUUGCUCGCUGGUGGGCAUUUACGGGGGAUAUUGAGUGAUCUGCUGGUAGGGUCGGUAUGA